AUGUCAUCGGCAACAGGCAAACUCGAUAAGGUUCUUGCACGAACCAGACAACGAAUUGAAGAGGGUGACUACUAUGAGGCCCACCAAGCUACUCGUACUGUGGUGGCGCGUUAUGUGCGAACCAAGCAAUACGAUGAAGCAAUCAAACUGCUUGUUCACACCGCUGAGCUUCUGGCUAAGGCCAACGAAAGUUCUUCAGCAUGCGAUCUGAUUCUGUAUUUACUGGAUGUGUACCGCAAGGCUGGCACCAGCCCUACAUCUGCUGCCAAGGGUGAACUUGUGCAGCUUGUGAAUCAACUGAAUGCUGGCAAGGAACCUCUUGUAAAGAAGAUUGCAGCAGAGGCGAUUCAAUGGUCUGGCAGUGAUUCAGAGCUGCACCAUGUAUUUGGAUCCAAAUUUGCACGAGAAAGUGCACCUGAUACUUACGAAGCCGAGCGACAUUUGCUUCAGGGUACACGCGAAUCACCCCGUGUACUUGCUACAAUGCUCUAUACUUGGGCAACAGGUCCUGGAACGGACGCCGAUAGCAAGGAUAAGAACAACAGCACGCUACUGAAAGAAAGUGCGGCAGACGUGGCGGCUGGGCUGCCGCUGUAUUUGUCUCGUGGUGUGCUUGGGUACCUGAGUGCAGGCAAUGUGCGGGAUGCACGCGGCGUGUUACAGACUUUUAUUGAGUAUGUUGUUGCAGAACAUGCUAGUAACUCGGCGUUAGGUCAACGAUUGGACUACGAUCGCCAGGAGGGAUCUGGAAGUGCUGUUUAUGUGUUUAAGGAGGUUCCUCUGCUUAAUUUUUUGCAACUAUUAGUUCCGACUGUGCAGAGCAAGUCUCCUGAGAUGUACAAUCGACUCAAGGCUCGUUAUGCGGCGCUAAUUGAUGGUCUGGAUGCAUGGAAGUCUGUGCUUGCAGGGAUUGCAGAGCUUUAUUGUGGGAUUGCACCACCACGACCACAGAUGAAUAUGCUGCAGGAUCUGCUGGGAUCCUUUAUGAGCGGCGGUGGAGCUGGAGCCAUUAAGAAUUAG
Magnusiomyces paraingens is the source of this 1020-nucleotide messenger RNA. RefSeq lists its product as uncharacterized. NCBI's taxonomy places the organism in Eukaryota, Fungi, Ascomycota, Dipodascomycetes, Dipodascales, Dipodascaceae. Bases 1 to 1020 code for a protein of 339 amino acids. The record is from RefSeq and is a predicted model, not a curated record. The transcript has 2 exons. Gene Ontology annotation, biological process: protein insertion into ER membrane. Gene Ontology annotation, cellular component: TRC complex; cytosol. Gene Ontology annotation, molecular function: protein binding.